Messenger RNA from Coccidioides immitis RS, 2183 nucleotides. RefSeq names its product SET domain-containing protein. Gene Ontology annotation, biological process: peptidyl-lysine monomethylation. The record is from RefSeq and is a predicted model, not a curated record. The transcript is spliced from 5 exons. NCBI's taxonomy places the organism in Eukaryota, Fungi, Ascomycota, Eurotiomycetes, Onygenales, Onygenaceae. Gene Ontology annotation, molecular function: protein binding; protein-lysine N-methyltransferase activity. Gene Ontology annotation, cellular component: nucleus. The coding region runs from base 110 to 1618 and encodes 502 amino acids.
CUCCUGCUCUCGAGCAAACAGAGUCGAGCGAUCCUGCAGGCCUUGACGCGUUGCUUUGUCUAUAAUAACCAGAGAAAACCUCCUGUGCUUCCCCCCUUUCUCCGCGCCAAUGAAGCGUCAAUUUCUCCCUAUCGACGCUCUUUCCGCGUGGACAAAGCUGAACGGCGUAUCCUUCGAAGGGGUCGAAGUCAGACGACUCCAUACGGAAGAUGGGAUUGGCAAAGGUUCUGCGGUAUUUGCCACGCGUAGCAGAGUCGCCAAGGACUUUGUACCCGGACAAAAUCAAGGGGCUGUUGAGCCGGAGAUACUGAUGAGUAUUCCGGCAGAUUUGGUUCUGUCUUUGAAUUUGGUAGACACAUACGCGAAGUCGGAUAUGGAUCUGAGGGAGGUUUUAGAUGCUAUGGGGGAGUUUGGGAGGUCAGCUCGAGGCGCCAUAUUGAUAUAUCUUCUCCUUGCGCUCACCCAUUUGAGUCAUGAUUCUUCAAACGAAUCGAAAGGUCAAGUCGGCCUAUGCAAUCCGUGGACAGGGUAUGUUCAAUUCUUGCCAGAAUCAUAUACCCUGCCGACAUUCUAUACCGACGGCGAGUUUGAAAUACUGCAAGGAACAUCAUUGAAACCGGCCUUGGAGGCUAAACUGGAUUCUCUUGAACGAGAAUUUGAGCAGUUACGCGAAUCGACCAAAGAUAUUGCCUGGUGCAAGACAAAUUGGUGGCACGGAGAGACUGGCAAGCUUACUUUCUACGACUGGAAAAUUGUCGACUCCAUGUAUCGGUCUCGCGCGCUGGAGGUUCCGGGAAUAGGACAUGCAAUGGUGCCUUGUGUUGACAUGGCGAACCACGCAUCGGGUGAGGAUACUAAUGCGAUGUACGAUGUUGAUGGGAAUGGCAAUGUCGUGCUCCAGUUACACUAUGGGCAGAGGCUCGAGGAAGGCGACGAGGUUACCAUUACGUAUGGAGAUGAGAAAGGGGCCGCAGAAAUGAUCUUCUCCUAUGGGUUUCUUGAAGACACAGUCUCAGAUGCGCGGCAGCUGUUUCUCGACCUACAAAUUCCAGACGACGAUCCAUUGAAACCGGCAAAGCUGAUGGUGUGUGAUGAUCCUCCCGGCGUCCGACUUUUCUUAGCCUCGAGCCCAGGGAUGGUGACCAAAAUUAAUUGGGAAAGUCCUUUCGUUUGGUGGGCAUGUGUCAAUGAAGAGGAUGGCCUUGGUUUCGAGGUGGUACAGGCCAAUAACGGUGAAAGAGAGAUAAAAGCAGCUUGGAAGGGUGAAGAGAUCGAAUCAUCCGAGAAAUUACGUGAUCUACUCCAGCGCGAACCGCUAUGGGACAUAUAUCAACUUCGUGCUACUGUAAUAGUGCAGGACCGGGUUGCCACUCACCUCGAGUUACUGCAAGAAAGCGGCGAAUACGUACAAGAAUGGCGUGAGAAAGUCGAUGGAGCUACAAUUCGGCCUUUGGUUUGGGACACCGUCAUGAAACUGCGUGAAAUUGAGAUGGACUUCCUUGCUAAAGCAAACGAUCAAUUAGAAGAUAGGAAGUUAGAGCUGGCAAACACCCCCGUAGUCCAACAAUACCUGAGACAAUAUAGCCCCGGGGCCGAUAUAGCAGAGGACUUUUCUUAAGGCCAUGGGUAUGACACAGAUACCGCUGUGACGAAUUUUUUUUUCCGUCUUGGCAUUGGUCUCGAACAAUGAUACUCCGUACGGAGUACCCUGACCUAAUUUAGGGCUGAGAGCGCAUCCAAAGGAGAACCGGAGUUCGCUCCAAGCACUGCUAGCACCAGCAACGAUAACGUUUCUUUCUAUGAAAACUCCGUACUCCGUACUGUACUCCGUAGUGCUUAUCCAUUGCCCAUCCGCGUUCACACUUCAAUUUCGGGGAUGCGCCCGGUGCCAUAAACCAGAAAGAGCUCCAAAGGUUGCGAAGAUUUCCAAGUUUUACGGUAUCGAUUCCACAACAUAAUCCAGGUCGCUGGAUUGGCCAAGAAUCAGUGGUGCUCUGGAAGCCCCUGGAUGGGGAUGGUCAGAGCAACGGGAUUUUCACUGCGGCCGACGAGAAGCCCCAUCAAAAAAGAAGCUAUUGCGGAGUUCUUCUUCGCUCUAAUCGGCAUCCACCAGCUCUACCCCCACAUUCAGGAAUCCAUUUUCAAAAAUCGUCGUGGCAAAGGGAAGAUAUUCAGGGGACCAA